Molecule: messenger RNA, 5790 nt
Organism: Condylura cristata (star-nosed mole)
Lineage: Eukaryota; Metazoa; Chordata; Mammalia; Eulipotyphla; Talpidae
Gene: SYNJ2
Product: synaptojanin 2
Exons: 29
Coding region: 1-4416 (1471 amino acids)
Biological process (GO): synaptic vesicle endocytosis; phosphatidylinositol dephosphorylation; brain development
Cellular component (GO): perinuclear region of cytoplasm; presynapse
Molecular function (GO): phosphatidylinositol-4,5-bisphosphate 5-phosphatase activity; RNA binding
Source: RefSeq, a predicted model, not a curated record
AUGGGGCGGGAACUGUACAGACGCAAGCGUGUUCAGGUGGUAGCGUGUGGAGACAGCCAGACCGACCUGUCGGGCUCCGGGACCCUCAGCGCUCAGCUUGGCACCACCACACUGGGUCCAUCAGAGGCCACAGGCUCCCUGGAGCGGCCACGGCCUUUGGCCAGGCCCCCUUUUAGCGCCAGGCAGCAGAUGCUGGUGGGGAGAGUGCCGGGCUCUCUGGGCGCACUCCUGUUCUCGCGGGGUGCUUUCGUGGUGGACGGGGCAGAAGCAGAGGCUCCCGAAGAAAAGGAGGUCAUUAAAGGCCAGUACGGGAAGGUGACCGAUGCCUACGGCUGCUUGGGGGAGCUCACGCUAAAAUCCGGUGGCGCCUCCCUGAGCUUCCUGGUUUUGGUGACAGGCUGCGUCUCCGUGGGCAGAAUUCCAGAGGCUGAAAUCUACAAAAUCACCGCCACCGAUUUCUACCCCCUUCAGGAAGAGGCCAGAGAGGAGGACCGGCUGGCCGCCCUGAGGAAGAUCCUGAACUCGGGGGUCUUCUUCUUCUCCUGGCCCUGCGAGGGCUCCUGCUUCGACCUCACCGUCCGGGCGCAGAAGCAGGGCGACAACAGCCAUGAGUGGGGAGACUCCUUCUUUUGUGGGCUUGGGGAGCAUACCCGGGCUUUCAGGGAGCUGCGGAAGCUGACCAUCUACCUGGAUGACUGCGUGUCGUCUUUCGUCCAGAUCAGAGGCUCGGUUCCACUGUUUUGGGAGCAGCCGGGGCUUCAGGUGGGCUCCCACCAUCUGAGACUCAACAGAGGCCUGGAAGCCAACGCCCCUGCGUUCGACAGGCAUAUGGUGCUUCUGAAGGAGCAGUAUGGGAAGCAAGUGGUGGUGAACCUGCUGGGGAGCAGAGGUGGAGAGGAGGUGCUCAACAGAGCCUUCAAGAAGCUGCUCUGGGCUUCUUGCCACGCCAGCGACACGCCUAUGAUAAACUUUGACUUCCAUCAGUUCGCCAAAGGCGGGAAGCUAGAGAAAUUGGAGAACCUGCUGCGGCCCCAGUUGCAGCUGCACUGGGAUGACUUUGACGUCUUCGCGAAGGGCGAGCAUGUGAGUCCACGCUUCCAGAAAGGCACUCUGCGGAUGAACUGUCUGGACUGCCUGGACCGAACCAACACAGUGCAGAGCUUCAUCGCCCUCGAGGUCCUUCACCUCCAGCUCGAGAGCCUGGGGCUGAAUUCGAAGUCCAUCGCUGACCGCUUCGUGGAGUCCUUCAAAGCCAUGUGGUCUCUGAACGGGCACAGUCUGAGCAAGAUGUUCACGGGCAGCCGGGCCCUGGAGGGGAAGGCCAAGGUGGGGAAGCUCAAGGACGGGGCCCGGUCCGUGUCCCGCACGAUCCAAUCCAACUUCUUCGACGGCGUGAAGCAGGAGGCCAUCAAGCUGCUGCUGGUGGGGGACGUGCGCAGCGAGGAGUUCACUGACAAGGGCAGGAUGCUGCUGGACAACACGGCUCUGCGGGUGAACCCCCGGAUCCUGAGAGCCAUGCUGGAGCGCCAGGCGGAGUUCACAAACCUCAGACGGGUCCGCGUGGCCACGGGCACCUGGAACGUGAACGGGGGGAAGCAGUUCCGCAGCAAUCUGCUGGGCACGGCGGAGCUCACGGACUGGCUGCUGGACGCUCCCCGGCUGGUGGGCAUGCCGGAGUGCCCUGAUGACAGCAGCCCGGCUGACAUAUUUGCCGUGGGGUUUGAAGAGAUGGUGGAGCUGAGUGCAGGAAAUAUAGUCAAUGCCAGCACCACCAACAGGAAGAUGUGGGGCGAGCAGCUCCAGAAAGCCAUCUCCCGCUCCCACCGCUACAUCCUGCUGACCUCGGCGCAGCUGGUGGGCGUCUGUCUGUUCAUCUUCGUGCGGCCCUACCACGUGCCCUUCAUCAGGGACGUGGCUGUGGACACGGUGAAGACCGGCAUGGGCGGAAAGGCCGGCAACAAGGGCGCCGUGGGCAUCCGCUUUCAGCUCCACAGCACCAGCUUCUGCUUCAUCUGCAGCCACCUGACGGCCGGGCAGUCCCAGGUCAAGGAGCGGAACGAGGACUACCGGGAGAUCACCCAGAAGCUGAGCUUUUCCGCGGGCAGAAACAUUUUUUCUCAUGACUACGUGUUUUGGUGCGGCGAUUUCAACUACCGCAUCGAUCUCACUUAUGAAGAGGUCUUCUAUUUUGUUAAACGCCAAGACUGGAAGAAACUUUUGGAAUUUGAUCAGCUACAGCUACAGAAGUCAAGUGGAAAAAUUUUUAAAGAUUUCCACGAGGGCGCCAUUAACUUCGGGCCCACCUACAAGUAUGAUGUUGGCUCCGCCGCCUACGACACUAGUGACAAAUGCCGCACCCCCGCCUGGACAGACAGGGUCCUGUGGUGGAGGAAGAGGCAUCCCUUUGACCGAACAGCUGGAGACCUCAACCUCCUCGACCACGACCUAGACGCCGACCCCACAGUCAGACACACGUGGUCUCCCGGCGUCCUCAAGUACUACGGCCGCGCCGAGCUGCAGGCGUCUGACCACAGGCCGGUGCUGGCCGUUGUGGAGGUGGAGUUGCAAGAAGUGGACGUGAGCGCGCGGGAGCGGGUGUUCCGGGAGGUGUCCUCCUGCCAGGGCCCCCUGGACGCCACCGUGGUCGUAGACCUCCAGUCGCCCACCGUGGAAGAGAAGAGCGACUUCCCGGAGGACGUGCGCGCCGAGCUCAUGCAGACCCUGGGCAGCUACGGGACCAUCGUCCUGGUCAGGAUCAAGCAAGGGCAGAUGCUGGUGACGUUCGCUGACAGCCACUCGGCCCUGAGCGUCCUGGGAGUGGACGGCAUGAAGGUGAAAGGAAGAGCCGUGAAGAUUAGACCCAAGACGAAGGACUGGCUGAGCGGCCUGCAGGAGGGGGUCAUCCGGAAGCAGGACAGUGUGGCCUCCGUGUCGCCCACCGCCAACUCGUGCUUGCUGGAGGAGAGCUUCGACUUCACGAGUCUGGACUAUGAGCUGGAAGGGGACAUCCUUGAAGAUGACGAGGACUAUUUGGUGGAUGAACUAAGUCAGCCUGUGGCCUCGGACGGCGAGCUGGGGGCGGACGAGCUUUGCGAGGCCCCCCGCCCCUCGACAGCGGCUCCCCCCAGCAGCUCACCUGCUCUCACCAAGAAGCAGCACCCGCCCUACCGAGAUGACGCUGACCUGGUGGAGUUAAAGCAGGAGCUGGAAGCAGUUGGGGAUCCCCGCCACCGCUCUCCAAGCAGGUCUCUGUCGGUCCCCAAUAGGCCUCGGCCACUUCAGCCGCCACAGAGACCCCCCCUUCCAACAAGCUUAGCGGUGAAGAAGUCGGCUUCGGAUGCAUCCCUCUCCUCCGGCACCCACGGGCAGUACUCGAUCCUGCAGGCCGCAAAGCUUCUGCCGGGAGCGUCUCAGCAGGUGCCCAAAGCUAGGACUGGGAUUAGUAAACCCUACAACGUCAAGCAGAUCAAAACCACCAACGCCCAGGAGGCGGAGGCAGCAAUCCGAUGUCUUCUGGAAGCCAGAGGAGGUGCCCCAGGAGAAGCACUAAACGCCUCAACUCUGAGAGACCUAGGCUCCUCCAAACCAGAGCCACCAGCGGGGGUGCCCACUAUCCUGCCCCGGCGCCCCGCACCCAAAGUUCCUGCCAUCAAGAAGCCAACCUGGAAGAGGACGGGAAAGCCUGAGUCACCCGAAGAGCAACCCGCUGCCCACUUUACCAUCGGGCCCCCGGAGCCCAGCCUCGCAGCCCCGCCUGCUUCCGCUGUCCCGCCUGUUCCCAAGCCAAGGACGCUGCCGCCCGGGAAAGGCUCCCAGCGGAGGCCCGGCGGUGGGAAGCCAGGGCCAGGCCACGGCACCCCUGUGACCGGAGCCACCACGCCGCCCCCUCUGGAGGUCCCGCCUCGUGUGCCCCAGGUCCCCCCCAGAAGGAAGAAGUCAGCCCCAGCGGCCUUCCACCUGCAGGUUCUGCAGAGCGGCAGCCAGAGCCUCCAGGGCCCCCAGGGCGGGGGCAGCCCCAGCGAGGGGCCCCCUGGCUACCAGCCCGCCGGGGGCGUGCUCUCCCCACAGCCAGCUCCUCCUGGCACCUCACCUGCUCCCAGCCCGGAAGCCGACGGCCCCAAGGAGACCAAGCCGGGGGCGGCCCCCCUGCCCAGCGGGGAUCGGGAUCCUUUCUGGAACCUUCUCCAGCACCCGAACCUGUUGAAUAAAGCCUGGCUGUCCAAGAGCUCCGAGGCCUUGGACCCGGGGAGCCGGCGGCUGGGAAGAGUGUGCACAGUGCCCCCGCAGGGCAGUGCCCGGGCCACCGGGGACCCCCCGCCCGAGCACAGGCAGCAGGACUCCGGUCCCUGGGUGGCCAUCAGCGACAAGGACAAGAGGACGGUGCUGCAGGUGUUCGACCCUCUGGCAGAGACAUGACGGCCGGCAGCCGUGCUCACAGGCUGUCCUUGUCCCCUCAGGCCUCACUUUGUGGGGAAAAGCCCGUGCCCCCCAAGUCAGAGAGACAUCUAUUUAAAGGCACUAAAAAGACCUGCUGCUUGUCACUCCUUGUGGUUUACAGAAUCUGUGUCUCUUGUUCGAUAAGAUGAGACUCGACACCAUGACAGGCUUUACUCCCGCCUGGGGCGCACCACGGGUCCCUCAGGUGGGGGGCACCAUGCAAUGGGGGUGUGGCUGCGAGAAGGGGGUGCGCUGAGCAUACCCGUGGGGUCACGUCUGUUCAGUUUACAUGUGAAUGCGGCGGCAUUUGGCCUUUCGAUGGCACGGGUGGCCGAUGCCUGAGCAGGCCGGCACUCAGGCCGGGCGUGGUUGUGGCUGGGCAGAGCCUUGGACACCAGGUUGAAGUGGGGCAGCCAGAGACUGGACGUACAUUACCACGGCCGUGCCAGCCACAUGGGCGCCUGCCCUCGCCGGCGUGAGAACUGUGGGGAACACACGCAACUUCCUGUUGCAGACUGGGGCUUCUGCCUGCAACUUCCCCUGCGCAUCCCUGGCCAGAGUGGCACAGUCUCAGACACUGCCACGUGGCCGUGACAGCCCGGGCUGGGGCGCCCGAGGCCGACCUCCACUCUCUGUCCCCCGUCCAGUGAAGUUCGCGGAGUCUUUGUUCCCCUUUGGUCGACAGCCGGUAAGCACACCGCACAUGACAGCUCACGCCGGCCAGAGUAUCGACGCCCCCUGGUAUACAAGACAAAGACUGUGUCUCUGUCCCGGCUCGCCUGGCCGUGGCUUCAGGGAAGAGCCCCCCCGGCGCCAUCCACGUUUGCGUCUCUGCAGGCGUAUUCGGUUAAUUUGUGCCCGACGUGUUUCCUUCUACACAUUCCGAACACGCCUGCUUUGCCUACUCCAUCACUGAAAAAGGCACCCGUACACCUGUACAUCGAAAAGGAACGUGCCAGGCUGCGAGGCGCUUGCAGGUCGCAGUUUUGCCAGUAAAUCGCUGGCAAAAGCUCAGUGCGGUGCGUCCGGUCGGACCCGGUCAUCCUGCUGUGGGUGCAGCUGAGCUGGCGAGUAGUCCGCGGCUGGCCACGGCCCCCACCCCCGCCACUAACAAGCCGCGUGGCAGGUCAGGGAGAGCUGCUGCACGAAACGAAUCAUUUUGUUGACGUUCAAGGCCCCGAAUAAAAUUCUCCUGCCAUGUAUAUAAGUCUACCCAAAGUCAUGUAUGAAAACACUAUAAAGAAGUCAUUUCCUUAGACAGGAAAGCCGCAAAGGCGUGUAUCAGGUCACUCGCAACGAAUAAAAGCCUGUCCUGUGUAUUUGAAGUGAUAAUUUAUACUGAAAUUGUAAAAA